Molecule: messenger RNA, 6025 nt
Organism: Syngnathus typhle (broad-nosed pipefish)
Lineage: Eukaryota; Metazoa; Chordata; Actinopteri; Syngnathiformes; Syngnathidae
Gene: exoc3l2b
Product: exocyst complex component 3-like 2b
Exons: 24
Coding region: 221-2845 (874 amino acids)
Biological process (GO): exocyst localization; exocytosis
Cellular component (GO): exocyst
Molecular function (GO): SNARE binding
Source: RefSeq, a predicted model, not a curated record
AACUUUAUUUUGGACAUUUCCGAGUAGCUGUGAACGCAGCACGGCGCACAGUUUUGUGCCACUCUUCUACUUCUUCUUCCACGAGGGAACCAUACCGAGCCACCUUCUCCCCGAGAAACGUAUUGAGGUUCUUUACCUCCUCCUUCUUCUCGUGAGCCUUUUUGAACCACUGAGCCGCCAACAUGGCUCGCAGCGGUUCCUCCCCGCCCCGAGCUCCACCAUGCCCAUCCUCAAGAACCUCCCGGUGCGCCUGAAAGGUGGCCCCACUUUGGACAACGCCUUGUUCAUUCGCAGAAUGAGCCUGAACAUCAACCCCCGCCACCACAACCCCUUUGACAAUGACGACGACGACAGCCGCGGCGACCAAUCCUGGUCGGCGGGCGGAUCUUUCCUGGACGGCAACGUUCCCGGGGACCGCAACCCCUUCGAGGACGAGGAGGAGGAGAACGAGGCCAACGAGGGCAAGAAAGCCAAAGGGGGCUCGGGGAAGGGAUCCUUCAUCAAGUCGCCCCUGAAGAGUUUGGGGAAGCUAGGGAAGAAUUUGAGGUUGUCGGGGCGAGGGAAGGAGAGCACGCCGUCGCCGCAGGGGACGCCGUCACCGGCGGACAAGAAGAAGAGAGGUCGCAGGAGCUCCGAAGGAAGUCUACUGAAGUUUGCAGGCAAAUAUCGUGACACCCUCAGCUUCCGUAAAGAGACUCUGGCCAACGGUGACGUCAAUUGCUCCGAGAGCGAGUGCGACUCGUCCAGCCGCCGCCUGUCCUUCAUGAAGAUGGUCGGCCUCGGCAAGACCAAGCGAGAGCUUGGGGCCGAUCCCUCCUUGCAGGGUCCCGAGGACCAGCUGGUGCGCAAGGAGCCCCAAGUGGAAGUCAAGCCCAGGGAGCCGCUGUCAGUGCUGGAGAUCCUUCAGCUGGUGAAGAAACGGGAUCUCCUCCUGGCCGACAGUCACAUCCUGGAGCUGGAGCAGGAGUGUAACGGGCCCGAGGGUGGCCCGUCCCCGGAGGAGUCGGGCAGCCCGGCUGGCAGCGUGAAGGACGGCGGGCGGCGGAAGGCCAAAGAUGUGGAGCUGCUGUACGAAGAGCUGCAGAAGGAGUUGUGGGCGGUGGUCCGGGAGUCUCUACGUUCGCCCACCGCCGGGCCUAACCUCGGCCUGGUGGUUCAGGUCCUGCAGCAGGAGGAGCUGGUAGAUGUGGACUGGUCCUCGACGGGCGGACCGAGACCGCGGCAACUGAAGCGGCGAUGGAGGGAGGCAGUGGAGGAUGCGGCCGAUGGAUCGCUUCCUCAAAAAGCUGAUUUCACAGCCGGGGAUCUGGCCAAGUACCUGGACCGCAUCCGGGCUCGCGUGGUGGACGACUUAGAUGCCGCUAAGAGGAACGUGGUCAACAUCUACCCCGAGGACUAUCAGGCGAUGCAGGUGUACUUACAAAGCUACCACCAGGCGGUUGCCAGGCGUCUGCAGGCCAUCACCAAGCAGCAGCUGCAGAUCACCGACAUUUACUCACUGCUGGACUGGCUACACAACAUAUAUAACAGGGAUGUUUUGGCAAAGGUGUGUGUGUCGGAUCCUUUGAGAGGCUCCCAGCUGGGACCUCUGCUUGCUUCGGAUGUCGUGGACAGGUUGGAACAAGACUGCCUCAACUCAGUCAGGGCUAAAGUGACCACCGAGUUGAGUCAAGUCCUGGACGAAGAGGAGAAGAGGUGGGUGGAGACACUGCACAUGGAGGAGUACCACAUCCCUCUGGCAAAAACCAUCAUACAGAGGAUGCAAGUUGAUCUGGAACGUUCCGCCACCAUCAACAGAAGUUUGGGCUCUCGAGUAGCUCAGUGCAGCCUCAACGGCCUGGCGGACUUCCUCUACAGUUUCCAGCGUAAAGUGGAUCUUUUUCACGAGGGGAUGCAGAACGGAAUGUUUGGAGAGCAUGAGGACGGCUAUGUAUCCAAAACCGUGGCACUUGUCAACUGCUGCCCACCUUUCAGAGGUUUCGUUCAGCGAUGCGUUCCUCGCGAGACAUUGACGACAGCCAGCGAUGAGUCCCUGCGGCGCGCCAACAAAGCGCUCGACCACAUCGUCCAGCAGGGGGUGCGAGUGCUCUCGGAACGCCUCUUCCUCCACAUCAGGCCCUUCUUUGAGCGCUUGGUGAAGAGAAAGUGGCUAAGCAACACGGAGGCGUACGAACAAAUCGAAGCGGUGAUCAAGGAACACUUUAAAAAAUAUCACAGGAUGGAUGAACCACCUUACCAGCUCCUUGUGGCGGAAGUUCACCGGCGUGUCCUGAUGGAGUACCUUCGCUCGGUAAUGCGAGGGCGGAUCAUCUGCACGUCGCUGAAGAAGAGGAAGAGGAUGGCCGGACGGCUCCGGGAUGAAGGACGGCAGAUUAAAGUGCUCUUCAAGGAUCUGGAGUCUCCGUCAAGCUGGUUGGAUGGAGCUCUGUCUCACAUCUCGGAGAUCAUCCAACUCGAGGAUAUUCCCUCUAUUCAGAUGGAGGUGGGAGUUCUUGCCCGAGAGUUUCCAGACAUCAGGAAGAAGCACGUGUCGGCCAUUUUGAACAUCCGCGGCAUGACGCGACAACGCGAGCGCCAGGAAAUCCUCAACAUCGUCAAGGACAUCGAGAGCGGCGCGGGGGCGGGCGACGGAGGCACGGGCACAGAGGGCGGUGCCGCGGGUCCUGCCCGUAUUACCCGGGACCGCGCCCUCUUCUCCGAGGUGCCUGUGACUUCCGAGGUUCACUGCCUGAACGUGGGCCUGAGCCGCGUGGCCCUCGCCGCCUCCUCCUGCUACGCUACACUGCGACCCCGUGGACGAAAGGCUCGGACGUCGACGCACGACAAUGGCGAUGACAUGCUCUGAAGUGGAGGCGAGAUCGCAAAGACUUUUGGAAAGCUUUCUUUUGGAUGAGAUUCCUCCACAAUUUCUUUUUCUCCUCAAGCCACCUUCAUGGUAAACUAAGCAAAGCUAAACUUUUCUGAAAGGCUUUAAGAAUGAACCACAUUAAAGAAAGAAAGCUAGCUAAUGCCUUUUUUAAAUGGAUGCAAUAAUAAGGAGCUUUUGUGGCAAACUACACUUCUUGACGCUUCCCAAUGUCUUAGAGGAUUAUUUUAAUGUGACUGAUAAUGAGAAUUCUUCUUUUUAUCAUCAUUCUUAACUUUCUUGGGAGCACUUUAGCCAGCAGGAUCUCUGUCUUUCUUUUUCUUCUCAUUUAUAUUGUUGCACAUGAAAAAGAGAAUGCUUAGAAAUAUGAAUCAUGGUACUAGAUGACGUCAUAUUGAUUGUAUUUAAAACUGAGAUGGAAGGGAAUGUGUAACCCACAUAUAAAUGAUGUUUGGGUGGUUAAUUAUGAUCAGUAAUUGAGAUGUAGUGCAAAAACCCCCACAGAAAAAACAAAUUAACUGACAUUCUAAUGAUUACCUUUUAUUGUACACGCAGAUUUGUACACAGCAAAAACUGGAGUGUUGAAAUUUCAGGGUUAAACAUGUCAGAGUUGAUUUCAACUCUCAAAGUGUCAUUUUAACACAUUCUGAUUAAAAUGGUGUUCAGUGUUGGAGUUAUUUAACAGAGUUAUUCCAACCUAAGCAAAUCAACUCUGUAGAGAUGUAAAGUGCAUCUCGGCCGAGUUAACUUGCUUGAUAGGCCCCUGGGCUUCAGUCCAGGUAACCCCAUGUGUUAUGCCCCUGGGCUUUCAGCAGGGUGAACCCGUGCAUCAAUCAAUAGUCUCCUGUGCGUGGUGGCGUGGUCAACCGUCGUUUAUUUCGCUGCUGGAAUCAGGAAUGGAUGCGGAGUUGGACUUUUACACGAGAAAAAUGUUGAUCCAGGUUCGGUAUUGCCAACAGCAGAAGUAUGUGAAGUUGGAUGAGGUUGAUGGAUGUUUUGAUUUUGUGCAGUUCCAUGACAAAGUCAUCGAGAGAUUUUGCCUGCCACCUGACGCAAAAUUAGUGUACAAAGAUGCAACAGGGACAGAAGUUGAUGAGGACAUUUUCAGUGACCUUGUCAGCCAAGGCAAUGUGACUCUAUCAGUUUUCUCAAAUGACGAAUUUUCCGAUUGCUCCUUGUCCUCUCCAUCCGAUUAUUCUGAUUCAAGCUUCAGUUCAUGUGCAAGUACAUCAACUAUACUCCUAGAUGAGGUUCCUAGGAAGAAACCAAGACUUGAGGGCCCACUUACUGCAGCAUCUGCUAGAAAGUUGAUUGAAGAUGUCCUUGGUACCAGCUCAGGUGGUGAAGAGGUCCUCCAAGAGUAUCACACAACAAAAACUCUAACAGAUGCUACCAGAAGAAAGUUGGUCAAUAUAAUAGUGGCACACAUGAUUGAUAAACACGGGCAACUCCCCAGCAAAGCUGUUCGAGAAGAGUACGCUCUUGGGAUAGUGACAGUGUUCCCGUCCCUCAAAGACCCAUACUCCAAGAAAGGCUAUGAACAUUUCUAUGAUGCUGCAAGCAGCACCGGAUACAUUUCUUGGCGUCUGAAAACGAUUCAGAGAAAGAUUCGAAGAGGACAUGCAUCUACAAGUAGCCCCACUGGCUUUUCCCCAGGAGGAGGAGGCCCAAAUGUGCGCAGGUCCAUUGUUGUUGACCAGCAGCUUGAUGGGGAUGCAUACCAGGAAGCCAUCUCCUUGCUCAACCAUACAACAGACAGUUCCGUAAUUUUUCUGAAGAUGAGAGAGACCUUUCAGAAUCGCCAAAAACUCAUCCACGACUCAGACAAAACUCAAGAUAUCUUCUCCAUCUUCCCAAGAUUCCUGGAUACAAAGGGAUUGAUGAAUCAAGACUUCACACUCCUGUUUGAAGAGGAGGUUUCCAACCUGCUGCUCCAGAAAUGGGAUCCGUUCUUCAGAGAUAACGUCAUCAAAGAGGCCAAGCGGCUCACCCCAACACCUGAGCUGCGCCGAAUGCUGCAGGCCGCAGAGUCUCCAGGAAGUGAACUUGAUGAGGCACCAAUUGGGUUAAAGUCGAUGGUGUUGAGUACAAAGGUGGACUUGUUGUUUGCAGUUCCAUGGAGGAAGACAUGCCAGUCUUUUGUCAAAUAGAUGAUGUACUUCUGGUUGAAGAUGACGUUUAUUUUUUGACAAAAAAGCUAUUUACAGAGAUGUUUGUUGAACACCACCAUGCCUUCAAAGUUUUACCCUCAUGUUUUAACUGACUGCAUUGGGGGAAAAGUUAAAAUAAAUUGUGUUUUUGAAAAUGCAUUUUUCUUGGAAUUGUCAUUUUAAUGGUUGUAUUGUACUGUUUUUUUUUUUUUAACUAUGUAGUGUCAAUUUAACCCAAUUUAGGAAGUUAAAAAGGAGCUUUGAUAUAAUGUAAAUCGAUAGUGUUAAUUUAACCCAGUUUAGAGAGUUAAAAAGGAACUCUGAUAUAGUGUUAAUGUAACUCGAUAUAGUGUUAAUUUAACACAGUUUAGGGAGUUAAAAAGGAACUCUGAUAUAGUGUUAAUGUAACUCGAUAUAGUGUUAAUUUAACACAGUUUAGGGAGUUAAAAAGGAACUCUGAUAUAGUGUUAAUGUAACUCGAUAUAGUGUUAAUUCAACCCAGUCUAGGGAGUUAAAAAGUAACUCUGAUAUAGUGUUAAUGUAACUCGAUAUAGUGUUAAUUCAACCCAGUCUAGGGAGUUAAAAAGUAACUCUAGGUAUAGUGUUAAAUAAUUAACUAUUUUGAAAGUGUUAAUUUAACUCUGUAGAGUGUGGAGCUAUAUAAACCCGCAAAAAGUGUUAAAAUUGACUCUGUGGGAGUUGAUUCAACACUCCAGUUUUUGCUGUGUAGUUGGAAUUUCAGAGAUCAAAAGUGGAAAAUACGAUUUUAACUCACAUAAUUUAUUCGUAGUGAACGACAUUGAUUCUUGUCAAUGGAAAUAUUUGCUGUUGAUAAACAUUCCGCUGAAAAUUAAGAGCGAGUUACUCAGUAGCUAUCUGCCCACCAUUAGGCACUUUUUCCAAGAUAAAACCUUAAAUGAAAGUUUACUGACUCCUCUUCUGUUGACUUUGUAUAUGUGGAUUUAUGUAAAUUGAUUAACGGCAAUAAAAACAGAUUCUGUCUAUCAAA